AAGGCUUCGUUUGGAAACAGAAAAUAUUAACAAUUAAUUUACUCAAACUACUAAUACUUUUAACCAAGUUUCAUUUCUAAUAUCAAAAUGGUAAAACUUUUGGUAAUCGUUUCUCUAAUUUUCACCCUCUCAGGGCUGUUACUUCAGCUGAAGAUGGGCCUGUUACUACUCCAAUUCCGUUCCUCCUUUGGGCUGCUUCUGAUCCUACUGAAGAAAACGAAGUAGAAAAAAUUAACUUGAAGAAAUUUGUCAAAUUUACUGAAGCUCAUCAGUAGAAAUCGCCAAAUUUCACGAAAACAAUGACGCUGUUGGUGUUACACUUCUAAUGGUCGGUAAUGCAGAGGAAUCAGGAACCACUGGAGUUGUUUGGCCUACAGUUUUAGCCAAGAUCGCUUUAAAGAAAACAAUCGGUUUGACUGAGAAUAAGGAACAUGGUGUUCCCUCUUUGGUUGCAUGGGCCAUGAGGAAAACUGGACCAGGAACCUCAUACUCAUCAGUUGGUCGAACUGAUCUGAUCAUCUUUAUCCUCGAACAUAAGUCCAAGAUCAUUGAAUAUUUGAACAAUGGAGAUGUUGAUGGUUUGAUCAAUUACAUGGUUUCAACUUCAACUGAAUCAGGAACCAAAGACGUCGAUUGGAAAAAGUUAUUAAUUAUCUUAAGGACGAAAGACAAUUGUACCAAUACCCUUGUGGCUUUUUGAACCUUCAACUUUGUGACAGAAUUACACAGUAAAAUCAGUUGAUUGUAUGGAAAUGUUGAUUCCUUUGAUUCCCAACCAGAAAAUUCAAUAAAUAUUUAAUUUCUAUUCAAAUACAA
Messenger RNA from Panonychus citri (citrus red mite), 816 nucleotides. RefSeq lists its product as uncharacterized. The record is from RefSeq and is a predicted model, not a curated record. The transcript has 2 exons. Bases 326 to 700 code for a protein of 124 amino acids. NCBI's taxonomy places the organism in Eukaryota, Metazoa, Arthropoda, Arachnida, Trombidiformes, Tetranychidae.